GAUUUUUACAAAAUACAAUGUCUAAUGGUUAUGAAGACCACAUGGCCGAAGACUGCAGGGACGACAUUGGGAGAACGAAUCUAAUUGUCAACUAUCUCCCCCAGAACAUGACCCAGGAGGAGCUACGGAGUCUGUUUAGCAGCAUUGGCGAAGUUGAAUCUGCAAAACUCAUUCGGGAUAAAGUAGCAGGACACAGCUUGGGCUAUGGCUUUGUGAACUACGUGACUGCAAAGGACGCGGAGAGAGCGAUCAGCACGCUGAAUGGCCUGAGGCUCCAGUCAAAAACCAUUAAGGUGUCAUAUGCUCGCCCGAGCUCAGAGGUCAUCAAAGAUGCCAAUUUAUACAUCAGCGGGCUCCCAAGGACCAUGACCCAGAAGGAUGUGGAGGACAUGUUCUCUCGGUUUGGGCGAAUCAUCAACUCCCGGGUCCUUGUGGAUCAGACCACAGGUUUGUCCAGAGGGGUUGCGUUUAUCCGGUUUGACAAACGAUCGGAAGCAGAAGAGGCAAUUACCAGUUUCAAUGGUCAUAAACCCCCAGGUUCCUCCGAGCCCAUCACAGUGAAGUUUGCAGCCAAUCCCAACCAGAACAAAAACAUGGCGCUCCUCUCCCAGCUGUACCACUCGCCCGCAAGGCGGUUUGGAGGCCCCGUGCACCACCAGGCACAGAGAUUCAGGUUCUCCCCUAUGGGUGUAGAUCACAUGAGCGGGAUUUCUGGUGUCAAUGUCCCCGGAAACGCAUCUUCGGGCUGGUGCAUCUUCAUCUACAACCUGGGGCAAGACGCGGAUGAGGGCAUCCUCUGGCAGAUGUUUGGCCCCUUUGGCGCCGUCACCAAUGUGAAAGUGAUUCGUGAUUUCAACACCAACAAGUGCAAAGGGUUUGGUUUUGUGACCAUGACAAACUAUGAAGAAGCUGCAAUGGCCAUAGCAAGUCUGAAUGGCUACCGCCUGGGGGACAAAAUCUUACAGGUUUCCUUCAAAACCAACAAGUCCCACAAAUAACUCGCUCAUGCUUUUUUUUUGUACGGAAUAGAUAAUUAAGAGUGAAGAAGUUGAAACUUUUUUGUUAGUGUACAACUCAUUUUGCGCCAAUUUUCACAAGUGUUUGUCUUAGCCUAAAUGAGAAGUGAAAAGGUUUUUAUACUCUGGGAUGCAACCGACAUGUUCAAAUGUUUGAAAUCCCACAAUGUUAGACCAAUUUUAAGUUUCUUAAGUUAUUUCCUUUAAAAUCUAUAUUAAACAGAAACCUAAGUAGACUGCAUUGACUAACCAGUCCCUCUGGAUGGUGGUGGAACCGAAGCAUGCUUUAACACUCGUCACUCGCUGUCUCCACAAACUGGAUUUUAACCAACGAUCCUUUAGUUUUAGUUUUUCAUCUAAAGAUGUUAGACAGAUUCCAAGUGUGCAGUUUUCUUUUUUUUUUCUUUUUUUCUUUUUUGUUUUGGUUUGGUUUUUUGUUUUUGUUUUUGUUUUUAAGUGAUUUAUGCUUUGGUUGACAGGAAAUUGAUUUCUCAAGGGGUCCCGCUGCCACCUCCUGCUCACUCAGUCCCGGGCUCUGCCGAAGUCCUAGAGGUGGCAACAAGACCUGUCCCGGGUGGGUCACCGCCACAGAGGGCUCCCACUGGGAGCCACCCACUGGGCCUGCCCAGCCCCUUCUGAGGACACAAAGGUGUUCCCUACGCCUGGGCACCAAUGGGAACGGACCAAAGAGUUUCAAGGAAACUCCAGUAUAUUCCAGAGUCAGACCUGAGCUCCAGGCACACCUGAAGAUGUGUUGCUCCUCUGACACCCCCAGUUUCUGUCCCCACAUUGCAUGCACAAGUGCCCCACACAUCGGAUACUGUUGUUCACCAUUUUUCCUGUUUCCAAGAGCAUUUAACACAGCUCGAAUGCGCAAGAUAACUGAUUGUUAACAACACGUAAACAUUUGAGCAUUGUAUUUCUCGCAUCCCUCCUUGUGAGCGCUAGACUUUUUUUCUAUCUUAGUCAGAUUUCAUUUUGGAACUUUGCUUUCGUAUGGACACUCAGCAGAAAAGUACUUCUUGCCAGUUAUCUAUUAACAAAAAACAAAAAAAAAAAAACCUUUGAUUUGUAGUUUUAAAGAUUAACCCUCAAAAGUUCUCUUUAUAACUGCCUUGACGUUUGGGGUUGUUCUGUUCUGUUAAUUUUCUUUUGCUUUUUUGUGUUUUUUGUUUGUUUUUACUUUUGCAUUUAAGACCAUUAAAUUUGAUUUUGU
Dipodomys ordii (Ord's kangaroo rat) is the source of this 2232-nucleotide messenger RNA. RefSeq names its product ELAV like RNA binding protein 1 (gene Elavl1). Bases 18 to 998 code for a protein of 326 amino acids. The transcript has 5 exons. Gene Ontology annotation, molecular function: RNA binding. The record is from RefSeq and is a predicted model, not a curated record. NCBI's taxonomy places the organism in Eukaryota, Metazoa, Chordata, Mammalia, Rodentia, Heteromyidae. Gene Ontology annotation, cellular component: ribonucleoprotein complex.